This is a messenger RNA of Zingiber officinale, 1471 nucleotides long. RefSeq lists its product as uncharacterized. Gene Ontology annotation, cellular component: endoplasmic reticulum. The transcript is spliced from 2 exons. Lineage: Eukaryota; Viridiplantae; Streptophyta; Magnoliopsida; Zingiberales; Zingiberaceae. The record is from RefSeq and is a predicted model, not a curated record. Bases 120 to 1286 code for a protein of 388 amino acids.
UCGGUUUAGGGUUCAAAUUUCAAAUCCAUUGGACGCUGAAAUUCCGCUUUUCUUUCUCUCUCUCCGCCAACGUGCGAUUGGAAGACUGAAGAGAGAUCGAGAGAGGGAGAGCGGCGGCGAUGAGCAGUCCAGCGACGGCGAUGAGCAGUCCAGCGACGGCGUCGUCUGGGACACAGUCGGCGGUCUCCUCCACUCGAUAUCGCUGGGAUGCCCGCAGCCUUGGCGACAGCAGCUAUUUCCCCGGCUGCCGGAAGGACGCCAACUGCCACUGCGAGAUCUGCCUCGCCAGCAUCCACGCAACCCGCGAUCUCCUCCCCUCCGCCGCUUCCUGCCUCCACCAGUCCUCCCUCACCAGACUGUCCGCCGUACGGCCUAAGAAGGCGGCUCCGGCGCCUGUGCCUUUCGGCGACGAAAGCCCUCCCGCCACUCCCGAGUCGCCCGAUUCCACCGUGACCCCUCCUCCCACGCCGCCAAUCCAAUAUCCGGUUAAAUCAAGAUCAGUGAAGGAGAAAUCCGUCAAGAAGCAGCGAUAUUGGCCACUUUUCCUUUCCCUGGUUAGGAUUCUUGUCUGGCUGCUCUUGCUGUUGGCGGCGGACUCAGGCUUUUCAGCAGUGCUGUCGAAAGUCUUCGGCCCUAAAUUGACGCCGGAAGUGAUUUCCAGACUCGGCGAGGAAUCUCGACUACUCGGAGACGAUCUGGAGGGGAUGUUGAAGCUGUUGCAGCAAAGGCUGGGAGAUUUGCUCGAUAGAAAGGUUGCAAAUUGCAGUUCAAUUGAUUCCAACUGGGAAAUGAAUCAGGUUUUCCUCUCCUUCCUGGACGAAUUUCUUACAUCUCACUCCAAAACUAUACUCCACCGCGGAUCAUUUUUGUUGCAGGACGACCAAUUCUUGUUCCAGUGGAGGUGCGUUCUGCACAAAUCAAUAGCAGAGAGAGUGGUCAUUUGGGGAAGUCCCCUGAAGACGACAGGUCUGCUCGCCACUGGUUCUCCUCCCCCAUGGAUGAUGCUUUUAUCCGGCAAGAUCAAAGAGUGGUCAGAUGUGAAUCUGCAAUCCACAACCAGAACUAGCAAUGGCAGUUCAUGGACGUACGAGAGGUGGAGCUCCGCCGCGUUGCAUCUUGACGGCGAGACUUGGGUGUUGGAGUACAAACAAAGUGCUCUGUUUCAAGGGCGAGGAUUUAUUCCGGUCGUGUGGGAGGCACUGAGGCUGAAGACAACACUGAAAUGGCGUGUCUUCCUGAGGCGAUGCUGCGUUCGCCAAGAACAACAAGUAGCAUUUCCGACGUAAUUGAGAAACCAAAUGCUGCGAUGCUGUCUGUCUUCAUCAACUUCGUAGUUAGUGACUUUAAUUGAUAUGUCAAAUGUAGCUCUGACGGUAGCCUGAUUAGCAAAUAUUUGAAUUUUUAUGGUGUGUUUCGAAGCAACUGCAACAAUUUAAGGGGUCAUUUUAAAAAUAUUCGGUAAUUUACCAAA